AUGCUCUCCCUCUGCCUCCUCGUCCUCCGCGCCCAAGCGCCCUGCCUGGGCACGGCCCCGCCGCCCGGCAGCUCCCCGUUCCCCGACGGCGGGCAAGAGCAAUUUAUGAAGACAGUGCCAGAACACCAUGUGGUUCAUCCAGCAAGAGUAGAUGCAAGUGGGCAUUUUCUUUCUUUUAAUCUAAACCAUCACAUCUCAAGCCCAAGGAAGAAGAGAGAUCUCGGAAAAAGUGAAAAUGUGGUAUAUUACAAAAUUACUCAUGAGGAGAAGGAUCUAUUUUUUAACUUGACUGUCCACAUGGGAUUUCUUUCCCAUAACUAUGUAGUAGAAAGGAGACAUGGUAACCACACCAGAGCGAAGAUUUCUAUGCAGUCUGGAGUUCCUUGCCACUUCCUUGGCACAGUGUGGCAGCCCGGCUCCAGCAGUGGGACUGCAGCCAUCAGCACUUGCAGUGGCCUGACUGGAUAUUUCCAUCUGCCCCAUGGGGAUUACUUCAUUGAGCCCAUUAAAAAGCAUCUACAGAAGGAGGGAACACCCCAUCCUCAUAUUGUCUAUGGUGCAAAUAAUGCUCUAAGGAGAAGACGGGCCAUCCUGGUGGAAAAAGAACAAGCAUGUGGACUGAAUGAUACCCACAGCUUUUUCAAACAGCAAGAGCAUCGGAGAGAGAGAUGGGAACAAAAUCGUGCAGCUGUCAGAAGGGUUUCUCGGCGCUCUGUCAGCAAGGAGCGGUGGGUGGAGACACUUGUGGUUGCCGACAGUAAAAUGGUUGAAUAUCAUGGCAGUGACCAUGUGGAAUCGUAUAUCCUCACUAUAAUGAACAUGGUCACAGGGUUGUUCCAUGAUCCAAGCAUUGGCAACGCAAUUCACAUUGUGCUGGUCCGGCUCAUCCUCUUUGAGGAGGUGGAGCAAGGCUUGAAGAUAGUGCACCAUGCUGAUAAGACAUUAGCCAGCUUCUGCAAGUGGCAGAAGAGUGUCAAUCCCAAGAGUGAUGUCAACCCCACACACCACGAUGUGGCCGUCCUUCUCACCAGAAAGGACAUUUGUGCUGGCAUGAACCGUCCCUGUGAAACCUUAGGCUUGUCUCACCUGUCAGGCAUGUGUCAGCCUCACAGGAGCUGCAACAUCAAUGAGGACUCUGGCCUUCCCUUGGCUUUCACUAUUGCUCAUGAACUUGGACACAGUUUUGGAAUCCAGCACGAUGGAAAGGAGAACGACUGUGAGCCUGCUGGGAAGCGCCCGUAUAUUAUGUCCCGACAGCUGCAGUAUGAUCCUACUCCACUCACCUGGUCACAGUGCAGCAAGGAGUACAUCACACGGUUCCUAGAUCGUGGAUGGGGAUUCUGUCUGGAUGACAUCCCCCAGAAAGAAGUUCUGAAGUCCCCAAUCAUUGCUCCUGGAGUGAUUUAUGAUGUGCACCACCAGUGCCAGCUUCAGUAUGGUUCCAAUGCUACAUUCUGUGAAGAUGUGGAUAACCUUUGCCAGACGCUCUGGUGCUCGGUGAAAGGCUCCUGCCGCUCCAAGCUGGAUGCAGCUGCAGACGGCACUAGGUGUGGAGAAAACAAGUGGUGCUUCUCUGGUGAGUGCAUUACAGUAGGGAAGACUCCUGAAGCAGUCCAUGGCGAGUGGGGUGUUUGGUCAUCCUGGUCCCAUUGCACAAGGACAUGUGGGGCAGGAGUUCAAAGCGCAGAGAGGCCAUGUGAUAAUCCAGAACCCCAGUUUGGAGGAGACUACUGCACUGGAGAAAGGAAACGCUAUCGCAUAUGUAACAUCAGCCCCUGUCACAAAGACUUGCCCACCUUCCGUCAGAUGCAGUGCAGUGAAUUUGAUACAGUUCCCUACCAGAAUGAAUUCUACCACUGGGUUCCUGUUUAUAACACAGCAAACCCCUGUGAGCUCCACUGUCGCCCAGUAGAUGGCCAUUUCUCAGAGAAGAUGCUGGAUGCAGUCACUGAUGGUACUCCUUGCUUUGAAGGAAGGCACAGCCGAGAUAUCUGUAUUAAUGGCAUGUGUAAGGCUGUUGGCUGUGAUUAUGAGAUAAAUUCCAAUGCAACAGAAGACCAGUGUGGAGUUUGCCUGGGAGACGGCUCUGCUUGUCAUACAGUGAAGAUGAUGUUUAAUCAAAGUGAAGGAUUUGGAUAUGUUGAUAUUGGGCUAAUUCCAAAAGGUGCAAGGGGGAUCAAAGUCAUGGAAGUUACAGAAUCAGGAAAUUUCCUUGCCGUGCGAAGCAAAGACCCAGAAAAAUACUACCUGAAUGGAGGCUUUAUCAUCCAGUGGAAUGGUGAAUACAAAGUGGCAGGCACAAUAUUUCAGUAUGACAGAACAGGGGAUCUAGAAAAUCUGACUGCUCCAGGACCCACCAAUGAAUCAAUAUGGAUUCAGCUACUUUUUCAAGAAACUAACCCUGGAAUCGAGUAUGAAUACACUGUACGUAAAGAAGAAAGUAAUGAGAAUGAGAUUGGAGAGCCAGAGUAUUUUUGGCAAUAUGGAGAGUGGACAGCCUGCAGUGUUACCUGUGGAAGAGGGGUGCGGCGGCAGAUCGCUCACUGCGUGUGGAGGGGCAGCGGAGCCACCAGGAAUUCCUUCUGUGACCCGGCCACGCAGCCCCACGGGCGGCAGAAGAAAUGCCACGAGCGGGACUGCCCGCCCAGGUGGUGGGCAGGGGAAUGGCAGAAAUGUUCGACCACAUGUGGCCCAACAGGCCAGAAGAAGAGAACUGUGCUUUGCAUCCAGACGGUGGGAUCUGAUGAGCAGGCACUGGAUGUCACAGAGUGCCAGCACCUGCUGAAACCAAAGACCCACCUGUCAUGCAACAGAGAUAUCUUGUGCCCAUCUGACUGGACAGUGAGCAACUGGACUGAGUGCACAGUCACUUGCGGUGGUGGAAUCAGGACUCGUAAUGUCACUUGUGCCAAAAAUAAUGAUGAGCCAUGUGAUAGUUCCAAGAGACCAAACUCUAAGGCCCUGUGUGGUCUUCAGCAAUGCCCUUCUACUGGAAGGUUUCUGAUGCCCCCACAGGCACCCAGAAGAGGCAAGAUCAUAAUCAGAAAAACAACUGCUGGUCCUGAACGGAGUCUUCCUCGCAGAAUACGCAAACCAAACCCCAGGUUCCAUACAACAACAAAAACACCCAAGUAUGAAAGUGUAACUCCCUGUUUGCCUACAUCCUCUGGUUUGGUAAAUGUCUCAGGAAAAGAGGAAGCAGCCAACAGGACAUUGCAAAAUAACAUUGCUGAAUCAAGUGAUGUUUACAAUUACUCAAUUGUUUCUACUGAAAAUAGCUCAUAUCAAAAUAAUAGUUCAUGGCCUUUUCAUAACAACUUAAGAACUGAAAUUAUAAGCCAUGCUGAAAACACUUCUAAAAGUGAGCCAGUUUCUACUUCAGAGAGGGAGAUGCAAAGAAGUGAGGACACUCCUGUUUCCUCUUUUACCAGUAAUCCAGAAAUAACUUCCAGCUAUGAUUACUUAACUGAGGAAUCUGACAACACUGAUGGGCCACUUGGAGUCAGCCAGAAAACAGUUGAUCUCUUUAACAGCACAGAACUCAAUCCUGAAAUCAGGACCAGAAGCACAACCUUGGACACUGCCUCUCCUGUGACUCAGAGUGAGAGUGUGACUUCUCAGUCCCCACCAGCAUCUCAUCACCGAGACCCUUCCGUGCUCAGUCCUGUGAGCAGAGCAGCACAAGGGCUGGCAUUUCCAACAGCAGCAAACUAUGUCAGUCUGCAGGUUGAUGUGCCUGUUGUAGAGGUAACUACCCCACAAGCACUGGUUACAGAAAUGCCCACAGAGCUUGGUCGUGCACCAAGAGGUCAGAGUGACCACAGAGAAGAAAUAAAGCUGCCUGACACCGUGACUACCAGCACACAAUCCUCAACUCUCAAGCAUGCUCUGAACAACCAAAGUGCAGCAUCUGGGGGUGUUUUAAGGAAUGUCACAGACAACAGCCAUGUAAUAACAUCCAACAGUUUACCCAGUGAUGCCUACUGGAUAGUAGGCAACUGGAGUGAGUGCUCUACGACCUGUGGAAUGGGGGCUUUCUGGAGACAUGUGGAGUGCAGCAGCAGGAACACAUCUCACUGUCAGGACAUGAAAAAGCCUGAUCCUGCAAAGAGAUGUUAUCUCCGCCCAUGUGCUAGCUGGAAAACAGGAAAUUGGAGCAAGUGCUCUGUGAACUGCAGCGGAGGCUUCAAGACCCGAGAUGUUCACUGCAUGGAUGUUCGGGAAAAGCGGCUGCUCAGGCCUUUCCAUUGCCAGUUGCUCAGCUAUAAACCACAGUUCAACACUAGCUGUAACACAGAACCUUGCUUGCAAUGGCGUGUGGAGCCCUGGAGUGAGUGUUCGAGGACGUGUGGUGGUGGCCAGCAGACGCGGCACGUCUCCUGCCCGCGGGAAGGGCUCUGUGACUGGGCCAGCAGACCUGAUGCCAUGGCACCGUGCAGCAGGCAGCCUUGCACACAGUGGAUCCACCAAGCCUGGAGCCCGUGUCCUGUUUCUUGUGGAGGGGGCAUGCAACAAAGAGCUGUGAAAUGCAUGAAUACAGAAACUAAUGAGACAGAAGAUGACAGUAUGUGCAUGGAAAAAGCCAAGCCCACAAAAUAUCAGAAAUGUAAUCUGCAAGAGUGCAGGAAAAAUACAGGGCUGCCCUGCAGCAAAGACCAGCUGUCAGUUCACUUCUGCCAGAGGCUGAAAGGCAUUGGCAAGUGCUUGCUGCCAUCAAUACAAGUUCAGUGCUGCUUCACGUGUAGCCAGCCCCGAAUUCGUAACAAAGCAAGACAUGGGGACCAGCGAGUCUUCAAACAACAAAAUUACACUAAAUCUAGAAGAAAACCACCUCAAAACCAAGAAAACAACAACCAAGCAGCUUGGCACUAGCUGUUUUUCUCUUUGUUUCCUUGAAUAGAGCUUCUGUUUACAGGUUUUACGUUUCUUAUUUUUUUUCUGAACCAUCCAGCAUAAAUGGAAAUCUGUGAUCAAAACUGGGAAAAUGCAUCACCUAGGGUUAUAAAUCAUAAUUUACUGCUUCAGUUUUUUUAUCUGUAAUAGUCCAAAAUUUGUUACAUAAAUUUCAAUGUACCAACAGCUAGUACUUCUUAGGCAUGCAUAGACACUAGAAACAGGCUUGCAAGAAUUUUCUGAUUUUUUGUAAUGAAUGUUUAACUUGUUUUGCCAUCUCUUUUCCAAAAUCCACUUGAAAGACCAGCACUGCUUACUCAAGAGUGCUUAGUGAAGGUGGCCCUUGGGGCAAUAGACACAUACCUAUGCCAUGAGCCAGUUCUCUUUAUGCUCUCUUGCCUUUCUUUUUUAGGAAUCAAAGUGCAGUGGCAGUGUUUCUCUAAAUUCAUUGCUCACUUCAUAAAUUUAAAAACAGAGUUUUGUAAUAUCUGUUAAUGAUAGUCAGGAUGAAUUGAAACACUGUUUUUUUCAGGAGAAAAAAAACUUUGCUAAGUACUUGACUGAAUCUGUAAAGGAUACCUCAGCCAUAACCUGUUCUUGGCAGUUUUCUUCUGCUACAAAUGUCUUGCUGUAACCUGGAAACCCCUGUAACAUAUGGGCUGUUAAGUUCCCAAAUAUGUUUUAAGCAGCAUUUCUUGGUACUACAAAAUCCAAGCCGUUUGCAUCUACCACCUUAAUAGUCAUAG
Molecule: messenger RNA, 5639 nt
Organism: Sturnus vulgaris (Common starling)
Lineage: Eukaryota; Metazoa; Chordata; Aves; Passeriformes; Sturnidae
Source: RefSeq, a predicted model, not a curated record